ACUCUAUAUUCUCAUUAGUUGUGAAAAGCAUUCGUAAAACUCCAACAUCUACCAUUUUGCGGGAGAAAGAGAGAGAUAGUGAGCCAAACUAUACCCAAUUCUGCAGAACGAAUCAGAAAGACUGAGCCUUCCUUCUCUUCAUUCUGCAAUGUUUUCAGGCCUCCUUCAUGGAAUGAUGGGUGGGGUUCGGGGAGGAAAUUAGCCUCUCUGAAUCCCUGAUAAAUUUUUCUUGGCAAGCCAAGUAAGAGACGAUCAGAGGAACGUGGUUUGGUUAGCAAGUUAUGAAGUGGGUCGAGUUCCUUUGAUUGCCUCAUGUAGAUUCUUUGCUGGUGAUUAGCUUUCAUGGCUCCAGUGAAAUAUAGAAGCAGCAAAUGGUUGCAUGGAAAUGUUAAAUUAGAUGGAGAAUCAUUCUUUUUUGACAACUAAAUAUUGGCAAUUAAAUCAUGCUGUGAGAGAGAUGUCUGUUCAAUCUAGUUUUCUUUCAGACUUCUGCUGGUGAAUGACUCCUUUGUGCAGCAAGUCUUCUUUGGCAUUGGGCCUACCUGACUGAAAGCUUAGCUUGAAGCAGGGCAAAUCUUCUUUGGCAGUAAAUAUUUCUUUCUGAAAGAAGCAGAUCUGAGGAAAUUUUGGUCAUAUAUAUAGUCAUUAAGUUUCAGAUCUUUUGGGCAAAUCUCCUUUGGCAAAGUUACUGAUGUUUCCUCUAGCUGGGCAGUUUACCUAACAGUGAAUGACUUAGCAGAGUGGAUACUUUUAGACUAGUUACUGAGGAUUGCAUACUUGCUACAGGGAAGAUCUUCUGUGGCAUAGAGUAUUUCAGCCUAUUGAUACAUUUCCUUUGCAGUGCAAUCUUCUUUGAAGUUUCUUCUUGCAAGAGCUUCAGUCCAUCUGUUGGGCAAAUCUCCUUUGGCAUCAGGAGUCCAGUGUGACUCCAAUUAUCCCUGUGGGUUAUCAGGAGUCGUGAGCAGGCUCCCUAUAUCCCUGUAGGGCAAAUCUCCUUUGGCAUUGGGAGUUCUCAGUUGGCUCCCUAUUAUCCCUUUAAAAAGCUUUGGCAUAUAAUCUCCACAUUUAGAGGCCAAGCUAUUUUGUUGGAAUAUCAAUUGUAGCUUGGCAUCAAUUCUUGAAAUCAGAUCAACAUCAGGAUUCAAUCUGCAGCAUUGCUAUUGUAGCCUAAUCCUUUGCCAGGCUACUGUUUUGUUAUCCACUGCUGUGUGUUUUAAUAUACGAUUGAACAAGUACAGCUUUUGGAAUUUCGGAUUUCAACUUCUACAUCUGGUAUAUGUGCUUUGCAAUAAGAAAUCUGUGAAGUUCCGGAAUAGGCAUCAUUUCUAGAGGGUUGAAAAGAAGUAAAGUUCUUAUUGUUGAAUUGAGGUGUUGAUAAAUUGUUGCAGAUGAUGAUGGAUAUGCUCCCCAGUGAUUCUGAUUGGGAAAGUUUCAGUGACAGUGGCAGUGAGCUUGACUUUUUGUAUGGUGGCCAAGCUCAUUCCAUUUUGUCAAGCCUGGAGGAGAGCAUAGGAAAAAUUGAUGAUUUCCUCUCAUUUGAGAGGGGGUUCUUACAUGGGGACAUUGUUUGUGCUGUUGCUGAUCCAGCUGGACAAAUGGGCCGAGUUGUAAAUGUCAAAAUGCUAGUUGACUUGGAAAAUAUUCAUGGAGAACUCACAAAAGGUGUUGAUUCCAAGAAUAUUCUAAAGAUUCGCUCCAUUUCAGUGGGAGAUUACGUGGUCCAUGGGCCAUGGAUUGGAAGGGCUGAUAAAAUUGUGGACAAUGUUGUUAUCAUCUUUGAUGAUGGGACUAAGUGUGAGGUUACUGCAGAGGAAAAAGAACAGCUUGUGCCUGUUUCUCCAAACGUACUUGAAGAUUCAAUGUACCCCUAUUAUCCAGGACAGCGAGUGCAGGUUAGGCUUUCUGCUGUUUCCAAGUCCACUAAAUGGUUAAGUGGUGCUUGGAAGGAAAAUCAGAAUGUUGGAACUGUUUCUUCUGUAAGAGCAGGUCUAGUGUAUGUCAACUGGCUUGCCUGUGCUAUUGUUGGUAGCAGUUUGAGUUUGCCUGCUCCUCAACGUUUGCAGGAUGCAAAAAAUCUGACUUUGUUGCCAUGUCUUUCACAUGAAAAUUGGCAGCUUGGUGACUGGUGUAUACUUCCUGGCGUCGAGCUCAUUAAAGAGCAAGAUAAGAUUGGAAAAGGGUUAAAGAAGCGAGAUCUUUGCUCCAAUUUUGAGGAAGCAUUUGUGAUUUUGAAGAGAAAGACCAUUGUUGAUGUUCUGUGGCAGGAUGGCGGCUGUUCAUUGGAGAUAGAUUCACAAUCUCUGGUUCCUGUAAAUAAUGUCAACGCUCAUGAAUUCUGGCCAGGGCAGUUUGUACUUGAGAGGGGUGCUUCUGAUGAGCCACACGUUUCUGGCAACCGAAAAUGGGGCGUAAUAAGUGCUGUUGAUGCAAAGGAACGAACUGUAAGGGUGAAAUGGAAUCAGGCCAAUAAUGUGUGUGCUAACCAGGUGGAGGAAAUUGUGAGUGCUUAUGAACUGGUGGAGCACCCAGAUUACUCUUAUUGUUAUGGUGACAUUGUAUUAAAAAAUGUAGAACUAGAUGAUAAGUGUCAUCUGGAGAAAGAGAAUAGCAUGGUUGAAGAUGUUGACCUGAAAGACCAGGACUGUAGAAGAGGUCAGAUUGAUUAUUCUUCUGAUGGUUACUUGUCCAGUAUUGGUUAUGUUACCGGCUUCGAAGAUGGUGCUGUCAAGGUGAUAUGGGCUUCUGGACUUGAAACCAAGGUUGCCCCGAAUGGCAUUUUUCGAAUUGAUAAAUAUGAAAUUUCAACUGCAAGUUCUGCAACAAAUGAGCAAAAUGUUAGGGAAAUGAAUAUGAAUCAAGAAAUGGUUGAUCUUGACAAACAAUCUGUUAGCCUGAAAGGAAAGGACUUGCUAAAUUCCAAUAGCAACAAUGCAUACAAAAGUCUCCCAUGGAAGUCUAGUCCCUUCUUUCUUCCUCAAUCCACUGUUGGAUUUUUCAUGAGGAUUGCAGAAAGUAUAUUUGGGUGCAUUGGUUCUACGUCACUGUCUAUCCCAUUAUCAUCUGCUUCAUUUCCUAAAGAUGAUAAUCAAUCUCAGACGCUUGAAGAGAAAGGAACAAUGGAAAACUGUGAGCUCUGCACAGAGAUGCAACCUCUGACACCAUGUGAGAUGCAGAUAUUUGAAAAGACAAGUUUAAAGCCGAAAGUCAACUAUAUGCAGGAGAAUCAAGAACUUCAAUCUUUAUCCACCAACAAGAAAUUAGGGAAGUUCACACAAUUUGACAUGGUCAGUGAUUGCUCAGACCACCAUUUUAUUGAGCAUGCAGAGAAAGGAUUGGCAUUAUCUCAGGUGAAGAGAAGUUGGUUGAAGAAAGUCCAAGAAGAAUGGAGUAACCUAGAGAAAGAUCUUCCUGAAUCAAUAUAUGUUCGUGUGUAUGAGGACAGGAUGGAUCUCCUUGGAGCAGCCAUUGUUGGUGCACCUGGAACUCCAUAUCAUGAUGGGCUGUUCUUCUUUGAUAUAUAUCUUCCUCCAGAUUAUCCUCAUGAAACUCCUUUGGUGCAUUACCGCUCUGGUGGGCUUCGUGUCAAUCCGAAUUUAUACGAGUCCGGAAAGGUCUGCCUCAGUCUCCUCAAUACAUGGACAGGCACAGGAACUGAAGUGUGGAAUCCAGAGAGCUCCAGUGUUAUGCAAGUUCUUCUCUCCCUGCAAGCUCUUGUGCUUAAUGAAAAGCCUUAUUUCAAUGAGGCUGGGUAUGAUAUGCAAAUAGGAAGAGCUGAGGGAGAGAAAAAUUCAGUGAGCUACAAUGAGAAUGCAUUCAUCGUGACGUGGAAGUCCAUGCUGUACUUAAUUCGCCAGCCACCAAAGCAUUUUGAGGCACUCAUAGAGGAGCAUUUGAGGCAAAGAGCUGAAUAUAUUGUGUCAGCUUACAAGGCAUAUAUGGAAGGAGCUCCAGUGGCAUACCCUUUUGGCUGUGGACAGAUUGAGCAUGAAACUCAACAGGGAAGUUCUACAGGAUUCAAAAUCAUGCUUGGUAAGCUCUUCCCAAAACUUGUGGAGGCAUUUUCUGCUAAAGGAAUUGAUUGCAGCCAAUUCACAGACUAGAGAAGGUGAAUGGCCAUACCAACAUAUUUGUAAAAUAUGUAUAAUCUGUAUCAUAUCAACAUGUCCUUGGUGAAGGAUAGUCUUCUGUGCUUGUUUUUGGGAAAAAAAUAAAUAAAUAAAAAGAAAAAAGGAGAGUUGGAAGGGAAACUAUGAAAAUCCUUCCUGGUGUUAUUGUAUUAUUAUGUAUUGUAACAGAACUAUGUUAUGGGUUGCAGACUGCAAUACUACCAAGAAUAAAUAAAUUAAAAUAAAAGUUUGGAUUGGUGUGCUAAA
Molecule: messenger RNA, 4373 nt
Organism: Manihot esculenta (cassava)
Lineage: Eukaryota; Viridiplantae; Streptophyta; Magnoliopsida; Malpighiales; Euphorbiaceae
Product: probable ubiquitin-conjugating enzyme E2 24
Exons: 9
Coding region: 1389-4100 (903 amino acids)
Source: RefSeq, a predicted model, not a curated record